Molecule: messenger RNA, 3121 nt
Organism: Gracilinanus agilis (Agile Gracile Mouse Opossum)
Lineage: Eukaryota; Metazoa; Chordata; Mammalia; Didelphimorphia; Didelphidae
Gene: TJP3
Product: tight junction protein 3
Exons: 20
Coding region: 7-2730 (907 amino acids)
Biological process (GO): cell-cell junction organization; protein localization to cell-cell junction; cell-cell adhesion
Cellular component (GO): plasma membrane; bicellular tight junction
Molecular function (GO): cell adhesion molecule binding
Source: RefSeq, a predicted model, not a curated record
UUGGACAUGGAGGAGAUGACCAUCUGGGAGCAGCACACAACCACACUCUGUAGGGAUCCUCGAAGGGGCUUUGGAAUUGCCAUUUCAGGAGGCCGGGACCGACCCAGUGGUGUCAGCAACGAUGGAUCAGUGGUGAUAUCAGAUGUGGUGCCAGGGGGGCCAGCUGUGGGCAGGCUGCAGACCGGAGACCAUAUUGUUAUGGUGAAUGGGGUUUCCAUGGAGAACGUGUCUUCAACCUUUGCCAUACAGACCCUCAAGUCUUGCACCAAAUUUGCCAAUGUUACCAUAAAAAGACCUCGGAAAAUUCAGCUACCUACCACCAAGACCAGCUAUCCCACUUCAAGUCUGGGCCCCAGUCCACAGAACCAGGGGCCACCCCGAGGCCACCAAGAUGAGGAGGAAUUAGACCAAAACCGAGGCUAUGAGGGCGACUCUUCCAGUGAACGCAGCUCAGGCCACAGCUGGACCGAGCGCUCUCGGCGACGGAGUCGAGCUGGCAGCCGUAGAGGUCAAAGUCGGGAGAGAAGGCUGGAUCAUCCAGAUGGAGCCAAUGGUCUGGCCCUGGUGUCUGGCUUUAAGAGACUACCCAGGCAUGACGUAUUGAUGAAGCCAGUGGAGUCAGUAUUGGUGAAGAGGAAAGAAAGCGAGGAGUUUGGUGUGAAGCUUGGCAGUCAGAUUUUCAUCAAGCACAUUGCAGACUCAGGUCUAGCCUCCAAAAGCAGAGGCCUGAUGGAGGGUGAUCUUGUCCUUAAGAUAAAUGGAGUGUCAAGCCAGAACCUGUCCCUGAAUGACACCCGACGGUUGAUUGAGAGGUCGGAGGGGAUGCUGACUCUACUGGUGCUCAGAGAUCAUCGGCAGUUCCUGGUGAAUAUACCCCCAGCAGUCAACAGUGACAGUGAGAGUUCUGACCUGGAUGACAUCUCUGCCAUUGGCUCUGAACCCUCUCAAGCACCCCCAUCCCAUGUGCCCCCACCACCUGGUGGCAAGCGGCGAGUUUCUGAUGCCAGCUGGACCGAGUCUCCUCCGGAGGAAUCAGUGGAACCAGAACCCCUUUGGGAAUCAGGUACUCAGGAGGAUCUGAGAAAAAGCAGCUAUGACAUCUAUCGUGUCCCCACUGGCCAAAGAGAGGAUGAUGGGUAUAGCCCAGACACUCGGGUGGUCCGCUUCACCAAGGGUGCCAGCAUCGGGCUCCGACUAGCUGGAGGCAAUGACGUCGGCAUCUUCGUAUCAGGCGUACAGGAAGGGAGCCCAGCAGAUGGACAAGGAAUUCAGGAAGGAGACCAGAUCCUACAGGUGAAUGAGCAGUUAUUUCAGAGCCUGACCAGGGAGGAGGCUGUUCAGUACCUGCUGGGGCUGCCACGAGGAGAGGAAAUAGAGCUGGUCACUCAGCGAAAGCAAGAUAUCUUUAGGAAGAUGGUCAAGUCAAGCGUGGGUGACUCCUUCUAUAUCCGCACCCAUUUUGAACUGGAGCCAAGUCCACCCUUGGGCCUGGGCUUCACCCGAGGGGACGUCUUCCAUGUUCUGGACACCCUCUACCCUGAGAAGGGAAGGGGUGGCAGCUGGCUGGCGGUCCGCAUGGGCCGGGACCUGAGGGAGCAGGAUCGAGGCAUUAUUCCCAACCAAAGCAGGGCCGAGCAGUUGGCAUCGCUAGAGGCUGCCCAGCGGGCUAUGGGCUUAGGGCCUCUCUCUUCCUCAGCCAACACAGGGGCCCGAGCUGAGUUCUGGAAGCUUCGUGGCCUGCGGAGAGGUGCCAAGAAGCAUAUGCGCCAAAGCCGUGAGGACCUCUCAACCCUAACGAAGCAGGGCAACUAUCCACCCUAUGAGCGGGUUGUGCUGAGGGAAGCCAGCUUCAAACGCCCUGUGGUCAUCAUGGGCCCUGUGGCCGACGUGGCCAUGCAGAAGCUGUGCUCUGAGCUGCCUGACCAGUUUGAAGUCGCAGAGAGUGUCACAAGAAGCGAGGGCCCCUCAAAGGUGGUCAAGCUGGACACUGUGCGAGUGAUUGCUGAGAAGGACAAACACACUCUCCUGGAUGUGACACCCUCCGCCGUGGAACGCCUCAACUACGUGCAGUACUACCCCAUAGUGGUGUUCUGUGCCCCUGAAAGCCGGGCAGGGGUCAAAGCCCUUCGACAGUGGUUGGUGCCCACCUCCAGGAAGAGUUCUCGCCGCCUCUAUGCCCAGGCCACCAAGCUGAGGAAGUACCACAGCCAUCUGUUUACAGCUAUCAUUCAUCUUAAUGGGACCAACAAUGCCUGGUACCAGGAGUUAAAAGAUAUCAUCAAAGCCCAGCAAUCCCGGCCCAUCUGGACCGCCGAAGACCAGCUGGACAACUCCUCGGAGGAGAACCUGGACCUGCCCCGUCAGGAUUUUGGGGGCAGCAAUGCCUAUCUCAGCUGUGAUAGUCGUGUUAACAGUGACUACGAGGAAACAGAUGGAGAAGGUGGCUUUUACACAGAUAAUGACAUGGAUGAAGAGCCCACAGAGCCAGCAUUAGCUCGUUCAUCAGAACCGGUAGAAGCCGAUGAGGCAGAGAAUCUGAGGGAAGAGGCAAUGGCAGCUUCAACGUACCCAAGAGCCAAGGCCAGAGACCCACCUGCUCAGGGCCAAUGGAGACAAGACAGUAUGAGAACCUAUGAGCGGGAAGCCUUGAGAAAAAAGUUCACCCGAGCCCGGAACUACGAGUCAGACGAUGAUGACGGCUACGACUGGGGUCCUGCCACUGACCUGUGACCCUGCAGCUGGAUGGCCAGCCCAACCUCAAGGUCACCUCAGGGAAUCUGCCUCACCUGUCUUACUCUAUCAGCUUCAAGGAGGGAAACUCACUCUGGCUUCUACUUCCCCAUUCCUGGACCUGCCUUUUUAUAAUAAAGCAAGUUGAAUUUUUAUUACAACUCCCCUCCCUCCUUUGGUGCUGCAGGUUUGGGAAGAAUACUAGCUCAUCCUGUCCAUUGCCCAUCUCUGGACAGAGUUGUCAAAUGAGCCCCUCCAGCGCAGUCCUGCCCCCGACUGUCCCAGCAGAACAGGGUGUCUCAGUUCCCACUAUCCCAGGACCCGAACCGGACCACAGAGAUCACCUAAUGAAACUAUUAGUCCUAUGAGUGGGGAAACUAAGACUCCAAGA